This is a messenger RNA of Fraxinus pennsylvanica, 375 nucleotides long. NCBI's taxonomy places the organism in Eukaryota, Viridiplantae, Streptophyta, Magnoliopsida, Lamiales, Oleaceae. The record is from the annotation of a GenBank genome assembly.
AUGUGCCGACGGAGUAAUCGGAAUUGCAAUCUACGGAUUCAUUUUUCUACGGCUUCCCCAUUUCCACCUUCUUCUUUACUAUUCACCCCACCCCACCCCACCCCCGCAAAUCUGGGAAAUCAAAAUUACAGUGUACAGGUUCAUUUUUCCAUGACAGAAGCACCACACUUGGCACCCUUAUGGGGGUCACCUUGCAGGCCAUCACAUUCGGAGCUUUCUCCUCCUAGCACCUACAGUAGGAGAAUUUGGCUCUGCCACACACGCAUGCCGAAAAAUCAAGACACUCAAAAAGGGUCGAGCUCGUGGAGCGAUGGCGACGGAGGAGCAGCGGCUUCGACGACAAAGAAGGAGAUGGUGGAGGCUAGGCAGGGAUGA